This is a messenger RNA of Hemicordylus capensis (graceful crag lizard), 963 nucleotides long. RefSeq names its product olfactory receptor 11H6-like. The transcript has a single exon. Gene Ontology annotation, cellular component: membrane. Gene Ontology annotation, molecular function: olfactory receptor activity; G protein-coupled receptor activity. Gene Ontology annotation, biological process: G protein-coupled receptor signaling pathway. Lineage: Eukaryota; Metazoa; Chordata; Lepidosauria; Squamata; Cordylidae. The record is from RefSeq and is a predicted model, not a curated record. The coding region runs from base 1 to 963 and encodes 320 amino acids.
AUGGAGACAGCCAAUGGAACCAAAGUGCAGGACUUUAUUUUGGUUGGCUUUGAUAUUGGGCAGCACAAUCGGCUGCUAAUUCUCAUCGUUUUUGCUGCUCUCUACAUCAUCACUAUGGCUGAGAACAUCACUAUUAUCACACUAGUACGUGUAGAUACCCACUUGGCCCAUCUUCCCAUGUACAUCUUGCUGAGCAAUUUCUCCUGGCUAGAGAUAUGCUAUGUGAGUACAACUGUGCCUCGUAUGCUCUAUGACCUGGCAUCGCCUUAUGGGAUCAUCUCCUUCCAAGCUUGCUUCCUCCAGUUCUACAUCUUCUUCUCUCUUGGCAGCACAGAAUGCUUCUUCCUCUCAGCCAUGGCCUUGGAUCGGUACUUGGCCAUCUGCCACCCACUGCGCUACCCACAGCUGAUGUCCCCAAAUUCCUGCUAUGCCUUGGUUGCUGCUUGUUGGGUCAUUAGUUUUCUGGGGUACAGUGUCCCAGUUUGUUUGAUCUCCAAGUUGUCCUUCUGUGGCCCCAAUGCCAUUGACCACUUUGUCUGUGAUCCUGGCCCUCUUCUUUCACUGGCCUGCCCACCAUUAGGAAACACCCCUCUUCUCUACCAAUUUUCCAUGAAUAUCCUAGUUAUACUAGGCAACCUAUUCUUUGUUGUGCUCUCCUAUGGGGCUGUGAUUCUCACACUGAGGAAAACUUCUAGCCAAAGUGGUCGUACAAAGGCUUUCUCCACUAUAUCUUUCCACCUAGUUGUAGUCACACUUUUUUAUGGUUCGGUGGCAGGGAUGUAUGUAGCUCCAGGAGGAGAAGGCCAAUCGCACAUCACUAAAGUAGUAACACUCUUCUGCACAGCUAUCACACCCUUUCUCAAUCCCCUGAUCUACUGUCUGAGGAAUGACCAGGUGAGGGAAGCUCUGGGUAAGUUGCUGAGGAGAAAGGAGAGGUGUCUGAGGAAAAAGCUGACACUGUAA